Plasmodium gallinaceum is the source of this 429-nucleotide messenger RNA. RefSeq names its product conserved Plasmodium protein, unknown function. The record is from RefSeq and is a predicted model, not a curated record. Bases 1 to 429 code for a protein of 142 amino acids. The transcript is spliced from 2 exons. NCBI's taxonomy places the organism in Eukaryota, Apicomplexa, Aconoidasida, Haemosporida, Plasmodiidae.
AUGUUUAAAUAUGAUAAAAUUAAAAAAGGUUGGAGGGAAUUAAGUAGGACUGCGAAAGUUGUAUAUGGAUGCUUUUUUUUUAACAUGAUUUUACUUAUGGGAAUAACAACCAGAAGGCAUUUGGCCAAUAAAAAAGCAGUUGAUUUUUAUACUAAUAAAAUAUUAGAUUCAAAUAAUGAAAAUGAAGAUUGGCACUGCUAUAAUGUAGCAAAACAAUAUCGCUACGAAUGUGCAUAUUUAAAUGAAGAAGAAAUGGAACAAUUACAAUUAUGUAAAAAAUUGGAUUUAAAAUUAGAAAAUUGCAGAAAUAAAUUAUAUGAUUAUAUAAAAGAAGACACACCAGCUAUGAAAAAUAUUCCUCAUAUUAUAAAUAAACCAAUAUGGUUAAAAGAUCCAGUAUGGUUUCAAAAUUUACAAAACAAAAAAUAA